AUGUAUUUAGAUCAUUCAACAUUUCAGAGGCCAAUUGUUAUCAGACUUGAAAAAAUCGAGGAUGAAGAGCAUCGUCUCUUGUGUUUGCCAAACUUUCCAAAAAAUUUCAAAGAUCUUGUUGAACUUCGUUGUUGGUUUCAACAUAUAUUUGGAUGUGCUUUUAAAUAUCCUUAUGCUGGUCCUAGAUUUAAUCCAGAACUGAUCAAGUUAUUAUUUGAUGAUGACAAAACAAUUCCUCAUCAAUUUCUUAAUCAAUGA
Molecule: messenger RNA, 258 nt
Organism: Meloidogyne enterolobii
Lineage: Eukaryota; Metazoa; Nematoda; Chromadorea; Rhabditida; Meloidogynidae
Source: the annotation of a GenBank genome assembly